Eruca vesicaria subsp. sativa (arugula) is the source of this 586-nucleotide messenger RNA. The record is from the annotation of a GenBank genome assembly. NCBI's taxonomy places the organism in Eukaryota, Viridiplantae, Streptophyta, Magnoliopsida, Brassicales, Brassicaceae.
AUGGAAGUAUUCAAUGAAUACACUCUGUACCAUGGGUGGAUGAAGCUUUAUCUGGAGUAUCAAAGAUGGAAUUGUAUGCUAAGGCUUAGUGCCAGUAUAGAGCUUGAAGUCUUUAUGGAUGUGCCGAUCUUUAUCCGUACAUAUUACCGACCUGCGAACAUGGAUGAUUCGUUCAGGUACGGGAUAAUAUUUAGGAUGUAUGAUUUGGCUGUCCAGUUACAGUGGGGCAAUGUCAUGAAAUUGCUACCAGUAACUAAGACUCAAGUGGAGACAAAAAAAAAAAGCACUCAAUUUGAAUGUAAGUAAAACACGGGAUGGAAGAGGAGGCCUGAACCAACAGGGAUGAAACAGUAUAGAAUUCCCCUGGGCGAAGCAAGUCACCGAUUAGUAACCUAAGAAAGAGUUGUCAACGGGCGAGUGUCCUGCUAUAAGGUAAACUCCUACUAUUUCAGCUUCUUUUCCCGUGGUCGAAAGCUAAAUAUCUCAAGAUGAGAUUUUCCAAACUCUCGACAAGCAGCAAAUAGAAAAUGAAAAGAAGAUUUUGAAGGAUAUGAUUUCAUCUAAGGAGUGGCGGUUAACAGAAGGC